AUGACAUGUGAAAAGGGCACUUUACACCAGGUGGUAAAACAGGAUACCAAAAUAGUUGACCACAAUGACAUCACACACUCGAAGAUUCCGACAGUUGCCGAGUGUGCCACGAAGUGUAAUACGUCAUCGGUGAACUGCCGCUCGUACGAGUACACGAAGGCAACGGAAGCGUGCGUCGUAUCCGUUGACAACAGCGAUACUGUGACCGUUACUGAUAUAUCAAAGACGGCAGGCGGCACAGAGUUUCACGAAUGGGAUUGUAGAGGCACUACUGACUGUCUUUACCCAAGGAAGCUAAAGUGGCGAACAUUUGAGAAUAUGCUUCCCCCCUACUCGUAUGACCGCCAGCAGUACGACGUGGUCACUGACGCGACCUGCCGGACAAGGUGCCUGCAAGAGACGGCCUUCCAAUGCCUGGCAGUGACGUUUUUGAACAAUUUGCCGACAUGCAAAAUGUAUGGGGAGUCGAGUCGAACUCUGGCGAAAGAAUCAAUGAACAAAAAUACUCAGGCAAACUUAGAGGAAUGGACCUGUCGAGGAGAGAUCCUGUGCAAGAACGGCACAAUGAAAUGGAUAACCUUGGAGAACAGCUUUAUCAAGUACCACAGUGACAUCACCGUCAGCAAUAUUAAGACGAUGCCAGAGUGUCAGAAUGCUUGUCUCAAUGAGAUGCGGAUGAACUGCCGAUCUGUAAGGUUUGCUGCUGGUGACCUGCUGUGUUUAUUGUCGGAGAAGGCAAUGGAUGACAUGCCAAGAAGUGAUUUCAUCAAUUUUCAAAGUGAUACUGUUGCUCCGCUUAUGCUGUUUUCACAAUGGGACUGCACGUAUCCAACGCGAAUCUGCCCAGUCAACACUAUAUGGAAUUGGAAACAACAAAAAUUGAAAAAGGCAACGCUCGACCAAGCAAAGGAGAAGGUCAUAUACGGAACUACUACAGAGGGAAGCUGCCAAGCACUCUGCGAAAUGGAAAAGGAUUUCCAUUGUUGGUCUUACAAUUAUAAUGAUAAAACGAAGCAGUGCGAAUUGAGUAAAGAAAAUCGGGACGCAGCAUUGGUUAUCGUGGAUUCGACGACGGAUAAUCAUGGUUCAGGGGAAUGCCCUUUCAUCACCAGUCUCCCAGGAUAUACAACAAACAAAGGUAGCUGCGACGUCGAAAAGCACCAAAGUCUCGACAAGUUUACAACAACAAAAAUCGAGGAGUGUAAGCUGGCCUGCGAUGGACAGAAAGCCUGUAGGUCCUUCUUCUUCUUCCCCGAUGAGUGUCGGAUCUACACCACUGUGUGUCCGAAUGAUGGACCGGUGAAGAAUGACUUCAGCGCGGUUUGGGUGAAAGAGCCUGUGGUAGAACCAGUCCCUCCCGUUUUGUGCGCGGCGAAACUUGAUCUAAUGUGGGUGGACUAUCUGCACAAACAUAUCCGUUACCACGAUGACCUCGUUCUCGAGACAGCAGACAUGGCCGCCUGCAAGAAGGCAUGUGAAAGCGAGAUUCGCUUGAAAUGUCUGUCUGUUGAGUUCAAGCCUUCGACCAAGGAGUGUGUCUUGUCGAAGGCAAAUGGCGGCACCGUCACUGACGCUGACUGGGAUGAAUGGGACUGGAUGGAUGCAGAUCUUGUCUACGCUGAAUGGACAUGUUUCGAAGAUAAUGCCAUAUGUUCGGAAGGACUAUCUAUUAAAUGGGAUAAGGCCAUAGAGGUCGCUACGCUGACCAUAAAACGGACUGUUUUGUUCGCCAAAGAUGAGACAAGUUGUCAGAACCUGUGUCUUCUCUCAACCGAUCCGUGUCUUUCAAUCAAGUUCACCGAACCCAGAGGCUCAGAUCCGAGUGGGUGUUCCUUGUAUGAAAGCGCUUUGGUCGUGGCACUUGCUGGCACAAUGUCAACUCGGAAAUGUGAUCUGGAUUGGGAGAUUGAAGGUUACACUUCCUCCCCUGGCAUCCAAGGUGCCGCAUGCAAAAAUACCGCAUUCUCGAAAUACGCAGGUGCCGAUCUUACCAAAUGCAAGCACGAGUGUAACCAAUUGAAAGAAUGUGUCGGUUUCCGGUACGAUGGCGCCUUGCCCAAGUCUCCAGCCUCGACGCCAUGUCAACUGAAGGCACUUGCUUGCUCUAGUGAUACUGAAUUGACUGAGACUACGAGCACGGACAAACAUAUUUUUUAUAAGAAAAAUCUGGAGGCAGUCGUAAAUGCGAAAAGCAUUAUCAUCGAUACGAUCACGUCAACCAGCGCUACUGUCAAGUGGUCACUGGUCGAGGGUGUAUUUCAGAAGUACAACAUCUCGAUACAGCCAGACAAGGGGACAGCCGUGACGCCACAUUUAGUCGCAAAUGGUGCAGCCGACUUGGAAUCGAAGCUGAGCAACCUCAUACCUGGGGUGGAGUAUACCGUUUUCAUCAAAUUAGCUUUCAAAGAUCCUCUUAUAAAAAAUAAUGAGGCGGAAAAGGCAUUCAGGACCAAACCUGGCUCGGUCAUCCAAGACUCCAUUAAAUCAGAGCCAUGGCUGACGGGCUCUAAUGUCACGUGGAAAGCCGUCACAGGAACUUAUGAGUCAUUCUCGAUGACCAUCGACAACUUUGCAGGAAAGAUAACAUUUCCUGAAGGGAUUAGUAAGCCGUUGGCUUUAGUUAGUGGGUGCGAGCCUGGGACUGCCUAUACCGUGAGCAUCAAGGCCAAGUCUGGUACCAUGGUAGGCGAUCCCACGACUAGGGAAGUAUUUACACUUCCCGAGAGUCCGGCUUCUGCCACGGUAACUGUACAUGAUAUUCGGGAAACGUCAGCCAAGGUCACAUGGGGAAAGGUCCCACGCGGAUCUGUCGACACCUAUGAGAUAUCGAUAAAUCCGACCACUGGUGAUGCCAACGCCAAAUCAGUCAACAAAGACGAAACAUUGGAAACUGACUUGGAUAAGCUGACGCCGGGGACAAAGUACAACGUCAGCAUUCAGGCAAAUUGGCAGGCUCUUUCGAGUGAGGCGGUGUGGAAGAUAUUUUACGCCAAACCACAUGCGGUAGAUUGGUCGACGAUUGAGAUCACUGAUGUUUCAAACUUCACAGCUAAGGUGACUUGGGCAGUUGUCACCAUUGGGGUCGUCGAGGGCUAUGUUGUCACAUAUGUCCCCACUGCCACAGGGAAGGCAACAAAUCCAAAAGAAGUUGCAGUUCCACUGGCCGAACUGAAGGAGCUUAUUCCUGGUACAGAGUACACAGUUAACGUGCAGGCAAAAUCAGGGGAAUCGCUGAGUGAUAGCAAAGAUAAGAAAUUUAAAACAUUACCACAAACAGUUGACACCAAGACUAUCGUGAUCACAGUCUCUGGCGCCACUGCAACAGUAACAUGGUCUGCCAUUACUAUUGGCGAUGUUGACAAAUACGAGUUAACUCUGACGCCGACUACUGGCGACGCUAAACCGAAACCCGACAGAGUUGGGAAGGAUAACGAAAAGAGAUGCACUCUGGAGAACCUCUCUGUUGGCACCAAAUAUGAUUUCAGCGUAAAAACAAAGCUUGGGGAAUUGUAUGGGUUUCCAGCUUUGAAGGUAUUCUCUACAAAACCAUCAGCCGUAAUAGAAGCUAAGGUGGAAGUUGUCAACAUAACAGAUACCGAGGCCACUGUAGGCUGGGCAGGAAUACUGAUAGGAUCAGUUGAUUUCUACAAAGUAGACCGAAUAAUAUCAGGCGCAGUGACCACGACCGAGACAGUCCCUGGGUGCCCCGGGCAAGACACUCUUCAUGUUGUCCGGCUCUCCAACCUGACGCCUGGAAGGCUGUACACGGUGCGCAUUGUGACAACACUGGGCGACCAGGAGAGCGAUCCUACAACAAAGGUUUUUACCACGAGACCCGAAGCUCCAAAAGCUGAUAAAAUCAGCAUCAUCGAUGUCCUAGCCAACACUGCAUCCGCCCAAUGGGAGGCUGUCACUAAUGGCUUCUUUGAUUCUUACGAAGUCCGCGUCUAUCCGGCCCCAUCAAGUGCGGCCCCAGCGUCCCUCCCACGAGCUACAAACCCGCUAAAGGCCGAGUUACAAAACCUUGUUCCUGGGAAGACGCACACAGCAAAAAUUACCACAAAAAAAGGGGCCGUGGAGAGUGAACCAGCAAUCGUGACCUUCCAAACCAGGCCAAUGGAAAUCCUUGAAUCCUCCAUCACGACCAGCGACAUUGUCACAACGGACGCUAGCCAGAGCAUCACCCUGAAAUGGACCGCGGUGACUAAAGGUGUCUUCGAAAGUUACAUCGUCAGGACGUGGGAAAAAGCAGUUAAAGUCUUUGAGAAGACCAUCCCCAAUACCAACACUGCCACAGGUGGUAAAGCAUCCCUGCGAAGAAGAAGAGCUGCUGGCACCGAUGCAUCACUCGAAGUUGUGAUGCCAAAAUUGGAGUAUGGGAAAGAGUAUACGGCCAUCAUUACCACCAAAUCAGGUGCUUUGGAGAGCGCGAAGGCCACAAAGGUUUUCAAGAUAGGUGAGUUCACCUAUUGUAUCAUCCACUCUGCUUGUGGUUCCCCGUUCUCCUAUAAGUGGUUCCAUGCGUGAAACUACUGGGCGCUACAAGCAGAGUCGAUAAUGCAUGGAGACUGUUUCCUAUCUGCUCGGGAGGAGUAUCACCAUGUUAGUUUAACCAAAUAUCCCCCUAUCGAGCCGAUCCGGAAGCAAUAUUGUGUACGGGGUAUCACAGAAAAAAUGACGUAUUCAAACUUUGAGUAGAGCGUAGCAUUCUCAAUAUGAAACGGGCUCAAGACAUGCUUGUGUAUGAAUAAAGUUUAUGUGCGCGAUCUAGGAUUUAAGGUGUCUCCGCAUCGGCGUUUAAGGCGGCAUCGCCAACGGCCUU
Messenger RNA from Lineus longissimus, 4822 nucleotides. RefSeq lists its product as uncharacterized. The coding region runs from base 1 to 4527 and encodes 1508 amino acids. The transcript has 17 exons. The record is from RefSeq and is a predicted model, not a curated record. NCBI's taxonomy places the organism in Eukaryota, Metazoa, Nemertea, Pilidiophora, Heteronemertea, Lineidae. Gene Ontology annotation, molecular function: protein binding.